Messenger RNA from Lotus japonicus, 3529 nucleotides. RefSeq names its product receptor-like protein EIX2. The record is from RefSeq and is a predicted model, not a curated record. Lineage: Eukaryota; Viridiplantae; Streptophyta; Magnoliopsida; Fabales; Fabaceae. The transcript has 2 exons. Gene Ontology annotation, molecular function: protein binding. The coding region runs from base 885 to 3239 and encodes 784 amino acids.
GGAGGGAUGACGAAGAUAACAGAGAUUGUUGCCAUUGGAGAGGAAUAACAUGCAACAAUGAAACUGGUCAUGUAAUGGUGCUUGAUCUCCAUGGUGGUUAUUGGGUAGCACCGCGUUUGAGAGGUGAAACAAUAUUACUUCAUUGAUUGAGUUGCAAAAUUUGGAAUAUUUUGAUCUCAGUUAGAAUAGUUUCCAUGGUAGUCAAAUCUCAAAACACAUUGGCUACUUCACCAACUUAAGAUUUCUCAAUCUGUCAUAUUCAUAUUUUGGUGGGAGGAUUCCAUAUGAACUAGGACAUCUCUCAAAGCUGGAGUAUCUUAGUCUUGAAGGAAACUCCCUAGUUGGAGCAAUCCCUUCUCAACUUGGGAACUGUACAAGUUUACGACAUCUUGAUCUAAGUGCAAAUUUUGAUAUUUUUGGAGAAAUUCCUUACCAACUUGGAAAUCUCUCACAACUGCAGUUUCUUGAUCUUUCAACAACUACACUCUCUGGAGUGAUCCCUUUUCAUAUUGGGAAUCUUCCCAUGUUGCAUACUCUCAAGCUUGAUGGAAGUUUUGAUUUCACAAUUGAUGAUGAAGCAACAAAGUGGUUGUCUUCACUCUCUUCAUUAAAAAGUCUUCACUUGACCUCAUUUCCUAACCUUGGCUCCUCACUUUACUGGUUGCAGACAACGAGUAAGCUUAUUCCAAACUUAAGAGAGUUGAGGCUAGUUGGUUGUGGUCUUUCGGAUAAUAAUAUUUUAUCUUUGUUUCAUUCUCAUGCUAACAUUUCAAUUUCUCUCACCAUCCUUGAUCUCUCGGAUAAUAUGCUGACAUCCUCAACUUUUCAUUUCUUGGUCAAUUAUAGCCUUAAAUCUUCAAGAGCUGUAUCUUUCUCAUAACAAUAUGGCUAUGUCAUCCUCUUUCUACUCUCCAAACUAUGCUGCUCUUGUUAAGCUUGAUCUCUCUUAUAAUAAUUUGAGUUCAUCAUCAUUUCAUAGUAUUUUCAACUUCAGCUCAAAAAUACGAGAGAUUUAUCUCAGAAAUUGCACUCUCAUGGAUAGAAGUUUUCUUGUAUCACCGGCUUUCACUGUGAACUCUUCAUCCUCUCUUCUCAUCCUUGAUCUCUCCUCUAAUUUCUUGAAAUCUUCUGUUAUAUUUCAUUUCCUUUUUAACUUCACCACCAGUCUUCGUAGUCUCGAUCUUGGUGAAAAUUGGAUAGAAGGUCCACUUCCAGAUGGAUUUGGGAAAGUAUUGAACUCUCUUGAAUUUCUAAAUAUCGCUUCUAACCAACUGCAAGGCAAGAUUCCAGUUUACCUUGGAAAUAUAUGUACACUGCGAGAAUUAUACCUUCGCAAAAACAACUUUAGUGGAGAUAUUCCAAACAUCUUUCAAAAUUCUACCAGGGGCAACAUGUAUAAGUUUCAGUAUUUGGAUUUAUCUGACAACUGGAUUACUGGCAUGCUACCCAAUCUUUCAACUUUUCCAUCUCUUAGGAAAUUGGAUCUUUCCAAUAACAAGUUAACUGGAGAAAUACCUAAAAGCAUUGGAUUGCUACAUGAGUUGGAGUCUCUGCACCUAGAGGGGAAUUACUUAGGUGGCGACAUCAUGGAAUCAUAUUUCACUAAUUUGUUCAUGUUGAAAGAAUUGGACUUAACAGACAACCCAUUGUCUCUGAAUUUCAGUACUAGUUGGGUUCCACCUUUUCAUUUAUAUAAUUUGGGACUUGCAUCUUGCAGGUUAGGUCCUAGUUUCCCAAAUUGGCUCCAAACUCAAAGUCACUUGAGCUUUCUAGAUAUUUCUAAUGCUGAGAUUAAUGAUUGUGUACCAGAUUGGUUUUGGAGCAAACUACAAUCAAUUACUACGAUGAACAUGUCCCACAAUGGUUUCACUGGUACUAUUCCAAAUUUACCACUCGAGCUUGCUAGUGAUGAUGAUGAUGUAUUUUUAAUUUUGAAUUCAAACCAGUUUGAAGGUGGAAUUCCAGCAUUUAUGUCACAAGCAUUUGCACUGGAUCUCUCCAAAAAUAAGAUUUCAGAAUUGAAUACAUUCUUGUGUGGCAUGAGAGCAAAUACAAACAUGAGAACUUUGGAUUUGUCAAACAAUCAAAUAGCAGAGCAGCUGCCUAAUUGCUGGGAACAUCUAAACUCAUUAAAAUGUGUUGAUGUAAGUGGUAAUAAGUUGUCAGGAAUGAUUCCACAGUCCAUGGGCACCCUUAUUAUUUUGGAAGCUUUGGUUUUACGAAACAACAGUUUAGUUGGGGGACUACCUUCCACUUUGAGAAAUUGCACCAGAUUAGUUGUACUAGACGUGGGUGAAAAUUUAUUAUCUGGACCAAUACCCAAAUGGAUUGGUGAAAGUCUACAGCAAUUGAAAAUUUUGAGCCUGCGAGUAAAUCAUUUCAUUGGAAGUCUUCCAUUAUCUCUUUGUUAUUUGCAACAGAUUCAAGUCUUGGACCUUUCAAGGAAUAACUUAUUCCAAGGGAUUCCGACAUGUCUGAAGAAUUUUACUUCCAUGGUUGAAAGGAGUACAAUCUCAAGUGAAAUUGUAAAGGGAAGAAAAAUAUCAUCUACAGAUACUUACUAUGAUGUUUAUGACUCUAAUGUGUUAUUGAUGUGGAAAAGUACAGAGUAUGUGUUUUGGGAUCCAGAGAUUCUGAGGAGCAUUGAUCUCUCAAGCAACAAUUUGACAAGUGAAAUACCAAAAGAGGUUGUAUGUUUAAUUGGAUUAGUUUCUCUGAAUUUAUCACGAAACAAUCUGAGUGGAGAGAUCCCUUUUGAGAUUGGGAAUUUAACUUCUCUUGAUUUUCUUGACAUGUCAAGAAAUGGUUUACAUGGCAAAAUUCCUUCAUCUCUUUCAAAAAUUGAUCGUCUAGCAAAACUAGACUUGUCACACAACUUGCUCUAUGGAAGAAUCCCAUCUGGAACACAGUUGCAGAGCUUUGAUGGUUCUAGUUUUGAAGGGAAUCUUGAUCUUUGUGGUGAGCCAGUGAACAAAACUUGUCCAAGUGAUAAGACCAAAGUGAAGCCUGAAGGAGUAGCAGAUCAUGAUGAUGGUGAUAAUUCAGUUUUCUAUGAAGCAUUGUACAAGAGCUUGGGCAUAGGAUUCUUCACAGGAUUUUGGGGCUUGAUUGGGCCUAUACUCAUAUGGAGACCUUGGAGAAUUUCUUACCUGAGGUUCUUGAACAGAUUGAUAGACUAUGUAUAUGUCAUGGUUACAGUGAAUGUGGCACAGGUGGCUAAAAGGAUAGCAGAUUAUUAGCUACACAUUUCUGAUGUGGGAUGAAAGAAUAAUGGGUUGCUGGAAAGUUUAAGAAACUUAGAUUUGAUGUAUCCGAUAUAAGAUCUUUAGUAGAUCAUAUGUUUAAAAUAAUGACUUGUAGAGUCACUGUUGAAAGAAACUUAUUGGCCUGGCAGUCCUUUAUUAUGUAGCAUUUGUCAUGUAUUUUAUUUUCUUCUUAAGCUAAGAAGACUAUAUCUAAAAUGUAACAUUUUAAUUCCAUCUUGAAUAAUCUUUCGUGUUAGUUUCUUGCCACAUGCAGAAAAAUUACC